AUGGCGUCCGCCGAUCCUUUCGACUCGGCUCUCGACCUCCUCCGCCGCCUCAAUCCCAAACACACGACGGCACACCUCCAAUCCCUUAUCUCGCUCGCGCCCGACCUCACCGAGGACCUCCUUUCUUCGGUGGACCAGCCGCUGACGAUACGCCGAUGCAAGCAGACGGGGCGCGACUACCUGCUGUGCGACUAUAACCGCGAUGGCGAUAGCUACCGAUCGCCUUGGAGCAACGAGUUCGAUCCGCCGCUGGACGGGGGCCAGAUAGGUGACGGCGGUGCGGGAGAUGGUGCGGGUGCGGCUGGAGUCCCCUCUGACAAAGUCAGGCUCAUGGAGGUCAAGGCCAACGAGGCGUUUGAUGUCUACCGCGAGCUGUACUAUGAAGGGGGGGUGAGCAGUGUCUAUUUUUGGAACUUGGAUGAUGGAUUUGCGGGUGUGGUUCUGUUGAAGAAGGAAGCCAAGCCCGGCAGCACCAGCGAGGGUUCCUGGGAUUCGAUUCAUGUUUUUGAAGCUCUGGACCGCGCCCGAGUCACCCAGUACAAUCUUACAUCUACCGUCAUUCUGUCUCUGUCGACUAGUGGGUCGGGGUUGGGCGACAUGGAUCUCAGCGGCAACAUGACGAGACAGAUAGAGCAGGAACUGCCCGCCGAGAACGACGAGCAGCAGAUCGCCAACAUUGGCAAAUUGGUUGAGGACAUGGAACUAAAGAUGCGUAACCUGCUGCAGGAAGUCUACUUUGGCAAGGCCAAGGACGUUGUGGGCGACCUGAGGAGUAUGGGCAGCUUGAGCGAGGCUGGCCGGGACCGCGAGGCCCAACGGGAGAUCAUUGGAAGCAUGCGGAGAUGA
Messenger RNA from Pseudomassariella vexata, 846 nucleotides. RefSeq names its product F-actin capping protein. Gene Ontology annotation, biological process: barbed-end actin filament capping; cell morphogenesis; actin cytoskeleton organization. The transcript is spliced from 3 exons. Gene Ontology annotation, cellular component: cytoplasm; F-actin capping protein complex; actin cortical patch. Gene Ontology annotation, molecular function: actin filament binding. Lineage: Eukaryota; Fungi; Ascomycota; Sordariomycetes; Amphisphaeriales; Pseudomassariaceae. Bases 1 to 846 code for a protein of 281 amino acids. The record is from RefSeq and is a predicted model, not a curated record.